This is a messenger RNA of Balaenoptera acutorostrata (minke whale), 1115 nucleotides long. Its product is annotated as ADP-ribosylation factor-like protein 5A. Gene Ontology annotation, molecular function: GTPase activity; GTP binding. Gene Ontology annotation, biological process: vesicle-mediated transport; intracellular protein transport; protein localization to Golgi membrane. Gene Ontology annotation, cellular component: cytoplasm; trans-Golgi network. Lineage: Eukaryota; Metazoa; Chordata; Mammalia; Artiodactyla; Balaenopteridae. The record is from RefSeq and is a predicted model, not a curated record.
GGGAGCCGCGGCGGCAGCGGCGGGUCCUCGCGCACGGCAGGGCGGCCUGGGCUUCGGCCUCCCUCCGGUUCCUAGGAAGCGGGCCGACGGCCAUCGCGGGAGCAGCGGCGGCAGAGACCGAGGCUCCGGCGCGUCUCUCUCCUCCCCUUGAGCCUGAGCCGGGGGAGGCCAGGCGGCCGGGGUGGCUGGAGGGGGGUCCGCUGCCCGAGAAUGGGAAUUCUCUUCACCAGGAUAUGGAGACUGUUCAAUUACCAGGAGCACAAAGUUAUCGUUGUUGGGCUGGAUAAUGCGGGAAAAACUACCAUCCUUUACCAAUGUUCUAUGAAUGAAGUUGUACAUACGUCCCCAACAAUAGGAAGUAAUGUAGAAGAGAUAGUGAUUAAUAAUACACGUUUUCUAAUGUGGGCUAUUGGUGGCCAAGAAUCUCUUCGUUCUUCGUGGAACACUUACUAUACUAACACAGAGUUUGUAAUAGUUGCUGUGGACAGUACAGAGAGAGAAAGGAUUUCUGUAACUAGAGAAGAACUCUAUAAAAUGUUAGCCCAUGAGGACCUAAGGAAAGCUGGAUUGCUGAUCUUUGCUAAUAAACAAGAUGUUAAAGAAUGCAAGACUGUAGCAGAAAUCUCCCAGUUUUUGAAACUAACUUCUAUUAAAGAUCACCAGUGGCAUGUCCAGGCAUGCUGCGCUCUUACUGGCGAGGGAUUAUGCCAAGGACUUGAAUGGAUGAUGUCACGACUUAAGAUUAGAUGAUCUCUACUGACCUAUUCUCAUAGACUUUGUAUAAAUGAAGUGCUGGACUUUACCUGAAAGCUGCAAAAAUUAAUGGUUUAGAUAUAUUUAUAAUAAACUGAUUUAAACAGUUAAACUUUUUCUAUAAGAAGAAAAAUUAAGACCACUUAUUUGAAAACAAAGAUGAAGUCUCACCUUUCCAUCUGCUUUCUCAUUAGUUCCUUCCAAAGCAAGGUCUUAAAGCUGUGAUGGGCAUUUUUCUCAUAAAGAAUCAUCUCAGGACAUUGUGUAGCCUGUGCUGGAACUGCAGCUUGUGACCAUGGGGUGAUGAGUCAAGGACGAAACCAAUAUACUAAGGAUGGCAGACUGGAAAGAGGAAGCAUCUG